AUGGCCGCAGCCGUGGAGCAACAGCAACAGCCAGGCCCGGCGGCACAUGGCGUAUCCCAAGACGCGUCUGAUUCUGAUUCACCCGUGCCCAGCCUCUUCACGCAGCCUCCCCCGAUUCGCGAUGCGCUGGAGACGGACUCGUCUCACAUCCAGGAUGAAACCGUCGACGAGUGUCUGCCCUUCCUGACUGGCAAAGAACACCGCUACCUCAACUCCCAUGGCAUCCCUCGCCUGGACAAGGAACGGCAUGCAAGGUUUCUCACAAAGCAGCUAGGAGUGCUGCCGGGCGCAUACGUCGGAGCGGACCCAAGCCGGCCGUGGAUAUUCUACUGGUGCCUGAAUGCCCUGUCUCUCCUUGGUGAGGAUGUUGAGCCUUAUCGCGCCAAGCUGGUCGAGACAGUGCGUCCGAUACAAAACGAAACUGGUGGAUUCGGAGGGGGUUUCGGCCAGGCCUCACACCUCGCCACCACGUAUGCAGUUAUUCUUGCGCUGGCACUGGUUGGUGGGGACGAAGCGUUCGAGGUGGUUGACAGGAGAAGCAUGUGGAAGUGGUUGUGCCAACUAAAGCAGCCGGACGGUGGGUUCCAGAUGGCUGUCGGGGGUGAGGAGGAUGUCAGGGGGGCCUACUGUGCGGCUGUUGUGGUUUCGUUGCUCAACUUGCCCUUGAACCUGUCGCCCGAAUCUCCUGCGUAUGCCGCCGGCCACACUGAUCUCUUUAGUGGGCUGGGUGAAUGGGUACGGCUGUGCCAGACGUACGAGGGAGGCGUGUCAGCAAAACACGGGAUCGAGGCGCAUGGCGCAUACGCCUUUUGCGCUCUAGGAUGUCUCUCAAUUAUUGAUUCCCCACACCGAAGCGUUAGACGGUACAUGGAUGUGCCACGUCUUAUCUCUUGGCUCUCAUCUCGCCAGUAUGCUCCAGAAGGUGGCUUUUCAGGCCGCACGAACAAGCUUGUCGACGGCUGUUAUAGCCACUGGGUUGGCGGAUGUUGGCCCCUGAUCGAGGCCAGUCUGAGCGGGCCUGAGGGGCCGACAGCUGGCCCUGCAGGUCGCCCGCUCGAAGCCACCGAUGCAGACGACAGCUUGUUCAGCCGGAAUGGUUUGAUUCGAUACAUCCUUUGCUGUUGUCAGGACAUGUCUAAGAGGGGUGGCUUGAGGGACAAACCUAGCAACUCCGCACAAACCAAGUGGCGUUUGGUUGCCUCUCGUGCCGAUGAAACCCUUCUCGGAGACGAUCGCUGGGAGGCGUCACCUCACACAAACGGAGUCCAAAUCUUUGACGAAGAAGACCGGAUUGCGACUACCCAUCCCGUCUACGCAAUUCCUCAACACAGAGUCGAUGAGAUUCGAAGUUACUUCUUAUCGAAGGAGAGCUUCUAA
Molecule: messenger RNA, 1377 nt
Organism: Trichoderma aggressivum f. europaeum
Lineage: Eukaryota; Fungi; Ascomycota; Sordariomycetes; Hypocreales; Hypocreaceae
Exons: 5
Coding region: 1-1377 (458 amino acids)
Biological process (GO): protein farnesylation
Cellular component (GO): protein farnesyltransferase complex
Molecular function (GO): protein farnesyltransferase activity
Source: RefSeq, a predicted model, not a curated record